This is a messenger RNA of Cornus florida, 2810 nucleotides long. RefSeq names its product subtilisin-like serine-protease S. Gene Ontology annotation, molecular function: serine-type endopeptidase activity. The coding region runs from base 285 to 2576 and encodes 763 amino acids. The transcript has 11 exons. The record is from RefSeq and is a predicted model, not a curated record. Lineage: Eukaryota; Viridiplantae; Streptophyta; Magnoliopsida; Cornales; Cornaceae. Gene Ontology annotation, biological process: proteolysis.
AUCUCCCCACUCUUCACGUUUUUUUGCUUCGAUUGGCGUUUUGUGUUACUGUACUAUCAUCAUCUUUUCUACACUACACAAAAAUCUUCAAAUACAUAUAUACAUAUAGGCACACACACACACACACACAACUUUUCCUAAAAUCUGUACACACACACACACACACACACCCAACUUUUCCUAAAAUCGGUUACUUUCUCCGUCUCUAUAUAUAACCUCAUCUUCUUCCUCCCCUGUUCCUCUGUUUAUACUUGAAAUUCUUUUCACCCUUCUGAGACCAAGAAAUGGGUCCAGUGCGUAAUAGUACUAAUACUAACAGUAUUGUUUGUUUGCUUCUUUGUCUUACUCUUGCUGAGAUUGGCGUCUGUGUUUCUGCCAAGGUGUAUGUGGUGUAUAUGGGUAGCAAAGGGAUUGGUGAUGACCCAGAUGAGAUUUUGAGGCAAAACCACCAAAUGCUGACUUCUAUUCACGAAGGAAGUGAUGAACUAGCCAAAGCAUCUCAUGUGUAUAGUUAUAGACAUGGUUUCAGAGGCUUUGCAGCCAAGUUGACAGACCAUCAAGCUUCAGAAGUAGCCAAGAUGCCGGGAGUGGUGUCGGUGUUUCCGAAUACCCGGAGGCGGCUCCACACAACCCAUUCUUGGGAUUUCAUGGGCCUUGUGGGUGAAGAAACCAUGGAAAUCCCAGGGUAUUCCACCAAGAACCAAGUUAAUGUUAUUAUUGGUUUCAUUGAUACAGGAAUUUGGCCUGAAUCCCCAAGUUUUACGGACAGGGGUAUGCCUCGUGUGCCGGCUAGAUGGAAAGGGCAAUGCCAAUCAGGUGACGCAUUCAAUGCUUCAUCUUGCAACAGGAAAGUAAUAGGGGCUAGAUAUUAUCUAAGUGGCUAUGAAGCUGAAGAAGAUCCAGUAAACAUAGUAUUCAGAUCCCCGAGGGAUAGUUCUGGUCAUGGCAGCCACACAGCAUCAACAGCUGCAGGUCGCUAUGUGACAAACAUGAAUUAUAAAGGAGUGGCAGCAGGAGGAGCUAGAGGAGGUGCACCAAUGGCCAGGAUUGCAGUAUACAAGACGUGUUGGGACUCUGGUUGCUAUGAUGUUGACUUAUUGGCCGCCUUUGAUGAUGCAAUUAGAGACGGGGUUCAUAUCUUGUCUCUGUCUCUGGGACCUGAUGCUCCUCAGGGCGAUUAUUUCAAUGAUGCUAUUUCUGUUGGGUCAUAUCAUGCUGCUAGCCAUGGAAUAGCAGUAGUUGCAUCGGUUGGAAAUGAAGGCAGGCAGGGGUCUGCAACAAAUCUUGCUCCGUGGAUGAUCACUGUCGCUGCUAGUUCAACUGAUAGGGAUUUUACAUCAAACAUCGUACUGGGAAAUGGCAGCAACUUCACGGGUGAAAGUCUUAGUCUAUUUGAAAUGAAUGCGCCAACAAGGAUUAUUCCUGCUUCUGAAACCUAUGCAGGGUACUUCACUCCUUACCAAUCCAGUUAUUGUUUAGAGAGUUCUUUGAAUAGCACCAAGGCCAGAGGGAAGGUUCUUGUAUGCCAACAUGCUGAGAGUUCAGCAGAGUCAAAGCUGGCGAAAAGCAUGAUAGUUAAACAAGCUGGUGGAGUUGGGAUGAUUCUUGUAGAUGAAGCAGAUAAGGAUGUUGCUAUUCCCUUUGUCAUCCCAGCAGCUAUUGUUGGAAAGCUGACAGGGAAUAGGAUCCUAUCUUAUAUUAAUCAUACGCGCAAGCCGAUGUCUAGGAUUUUUUCUGCAAAGACUGUAUUGGGAUCCCAACCUGCUCCUCGGGUAGCAUCUUUUUCUUCAAGGGGUCCUAAUGCCUUGACCCCGGAAAUUUUGAAGCCUGAUGUCGCAGCUCCUGGAUUGAAUAUUCUCGCAGCAUGGUCUCCAGCAAAUAAACAAAUGCAAUUUAACAUUCUCUCUGGAACUUCCAUGGCCUGCCCACAUGUAACAGGAAUUGUGGCCUUGAUCAAAGCUGUGCAACCAUCAUGGUCUCCAUCUGCAGUCAAAUCCGCGAUCAUGACUACUGCUACAAUUUUGGAUAAGAGUCACAAACCUAUCACGGCUGACCCCGAAGGAAGAAGAGGGAAUGCUUUUGACUAUGGCGCUGGCUUUGUCAACCCGAGAGAAGUCCUUGACCCCGGUCUCAUCUAUGAUGCAAAGCCAUCAGAUUAUAAGGCAUUCCUUUGUUCAAUUGGUUAUAGUGAGAAGUCACUGCAUCUGAUUACCAGAGACAACAGUACUUGUGAUCAAACAUUAGCAACACCAUCUGGCCUUAAUUAUCCAUCCAUCACAGUGCCCAGCCUCAAGGACAAAUUCUCAGUGAUCCGAACCGUGACCAAUGUUGGGAACCCAAGAAGUAUUUACAGAGCAACAGUGUCUGCUCCAAGGGGAAUCAACGUCACUGUGGUGCCCCCGCAAUUAAUCUUCAAUGGCUAUGCUCAGAAGAUCAAAUUUACUGUGAAUUUCGAGGCGGCUAACCCAUCGGAGGGCUAUGCAUUCGGGUUCUUGUCGUGGAGGAGCAGAAAAACACGGGUGACCAUUCCCCUCAUUGUCCGGGUCACACCUUCCAAGUUGGGGCUACUGAGAUAACAGACUGAAACUGGAGAAGCAAGCUUUUAGGAGUUUCCAAUGCUUAUAUAUACUACAAGCAUAGAAAAUGAAAUGGCAAUGAAGAAAUUGAAAAUGAAGAUCAAUAUUCACAUCUAUCCUAGUUUAUAGGCUUUUUCUUGUUGGAGCUGGAAAGCAAUGAAAUCACUUCUUAAAUUUUGUUAAAGAAACCAACAUACUACCUGUGAAUAUAAAUUCAAGAUUUGUUUUUCCGUA